Messenger RNA from Fusarium graminearum PH-1, 2011 nucleotides. RefSeq lists its product as uncharacterized. NCBI's taxonomy places the organism in Eukaryota, Fungi, Ascomycota, Sordariomycetes, Hypocreales, Nectriaceae. The record is from RefSeq and is a predicted model, not a curated record. Gene Ontology annotation, cellular component: cytoplasm; nucleus. Bases 143 to 1567 code for a protein of 474 amino acids. Gene Ontology annotation, molecular function: mRNA binding. The transcript has 2 exons. Gene Ontology annotation, biological process: regulation of RNA metabolic process; regulation of gene expression.
GCGAAAGUCACUACACCAGCACGUUUUCCUUCGAAAACCCCUGAGUGUAUAUAAGACAAGCAAUAAAAAAGAACGAUACGUUUCAAAUUAUCGACUGUGUCGAAAGGACUAAAUUCGUGUGAACAUACCAAUUACAACAAAAAUGUCUGCUUCUCCUACUCAACCCACCCAGUCGGCCAAGCGCCCUUUGGAAGAAGCCUCCUCGCCUUCGCGCGCCGGUGAUCAGCCUGAUGCCAAGCGACCUACCCUUGAAAAGAUCAAACACGACGACGAUGAUGAUGUCGAGGUCCCUGAAGCUCCCGUCGACAUUCCUGCGGAUGACCACGACGAUAAGGUCAAUGGAGCCGCUAAGUCUGAAGACGACGAUGAUACUGCCCCGGAUCCAGCAUCCGACGCCAAAGCUGCGGCUGCCGCGACGGUUGCUGCUUCUUCGUCCAAUGCCGUGACGUCUGCUGCCGCCCACGAUGAGACCUCCUGGAUUCAUGUUCGCGCUGUCAUCUCUAGCCCGGAGGCCGCUACUGUUAUUGGAAAGGGAGGCGAGAACGUCUCCAACAUCAGGAAGCUCUCCAACGCCAAGUGCACUGUCAGUGACUACCAGAAGGGAGCUGUCGAACGUAUCCUUACUGUCAGCGGAAUAGUAGACGCUGUGGCCAAGGCUUUUGGUUUGAUCAUCCGAACAUUGAACAACGAACCCCUCAACGAACCUUCGACUGCAUCUUCGAAGACGUAUCCUCUCCGACUACUAAUUCCCCACAUCCUGAUCGGUUCCAUCAUCGGCAAGGGUGGUGCUCGUAUUCGCGAGAUCCAGGACGCUUCCGGCGCCCGCUUGAACGCGUCUGAUUCCUGUCUCCCCAUGUCGAGCGAGCGAUCUCUAGUCGUCAUGGGUGUCGCUGAUGCCGUCCACAUCGCAACAUACUAUGUUGGCAGCACCUUGCUCGAGCAGCUAAACGACAGGUUCGGAGGCCCCGCUGCAUCUGCGUACGCAACACGAAGCGGCGCCCCUGCUGGUUCGAUUCCAGGAGGUAUGCAGGUUGUCCCAUACUCGCCCCAGCCUUCUUCAGGACACUAUGGGCGAAGUGAAAACUACGGCCGCCACAACGACCGUCGCUCUCACCACAUGCCACCUGCGCCUUACCCUCAACAGUAUCCCCCUCACGCAGCCGCUCAAGCUAACCCUGCUAUGCCUAUGCAUUAUGGCGGUGCUCAAGGAGGAGGUGCAUAUGGUGCAGCUCCCCACGCUCAGCCUCAUAUGCCUCCUCACACAGGUCCCCAACCACACGGUGGUGCUCCUCAAGCUCAGCCCAUGGGCGGCGCGAUUCCCGGUGGGCCCAUUACCCAGCAGAUUUACAUUCCGAACGACAUGGUCGGUGCCAUUAUUGGCAAGGGUGGCCAGAAGAUCAACGAGAUACGACAAAUGAGCAACAGCGUGAUUAAGAUUAACGAACCGCAAGAUAACAGUAACGAACGACUUGUGACUAUCACCGGCACGGAGGAAUGCAACCGCAUGGCCCUUUACAUGCUUUACUCUCGACUUGGUGAGGUCCAAAACAAAUCCAGCACCAAUUAAGCUUCUAACCUUUGCAACUUAACAGAAUCGGAAAAACACCGCGUUUAAUUAGUCCUCCGGCGGCAAUGCGACAACCUUCGAGCGGGCUACGGAAUACGAUGAAUACAGUGUUGUUUACUAGGAUGUUAAGAAGUUAAAAGGAGGAUGCAGUGUGUUCUGUCUUUGCAAGAAAAGGCAGUAUCGGAGAAGUAAACGGCUCCAGUGACGGGUUUGAGAAGUCGCCAACAAUUCGAUGCCGGUCCACAGCCCUGCCGGACUGCGAUUCAGAGUAGGGAUGAGGGGUCAUCGGAUGGUUGAGCGGCAUAGAAAUGGUGUCAAAGGAUGGGUUCGCAUUUCAUCGGGACGAAAAGGGAAACAAGACGGGGCUGUUUGACAAGGAGUGGCAGCUUUCAAAGUUCUUGAUUUCAAAGGCGUAUUCUCAGUUUUAUUUUUGUUCCUUACUUA